AUGGCAUACACUCCUGAUUCAUUCCAGAGCGAAAUCAUUUACCCGACUCACUCCCGGGGCUCCAGCAGUGACAUCAGCACUGCCAAUCGCCUCCUGCUGAGCAGGCAGAACCGGCUCCUGAAUGGGAACCUUCGGGACUACCGCACCUCGUCCCCCAUGGGAAGAGUUAUCCUCAUCAAUACACCCCUUGAAGGUACCGUUGGGGAUGAAGGUGGGAGGUGGUAGUGUGCAAGGGACAUGAUUUCUACCUACAUAGCCAAGCCAGAUCCUGGCUGGAUGGAGAGAGUUGGUAUCAUCCUUUUGCAAAGGAGUAGAGCCAUAGCCAAAUGGUGCUGUUUGUUCCUUUCCUUGCAAGAUCAGUUGCAGAUUUAUGAGGAAGUUGCUGUGACCCAAGAGAGCCAAUUAGCGCGCACACCUCAUUGCCCUGCAAUUUUAUAUACAUCCCAGUAUUAGUAAAUAAGCCAAUUAUGUGAUUAGGAAGUAUCACAGUAAUUAGAAACAUGCAUUUGUAAUAUGCAUAAUUCCAGGAAGUAAAUGUUACCUCAUGUUAUAUAGGAUGGGUUGUUUUCGGCAAUUAUUUGGUGCAAAGAAAUGAGGUGUUGGGGCAGAGAUAAGAGGACAUGGAGCAGUGGCAGACCUUGGGGUCUCAAAAUUCAGCACCCCAUACCUCUUGCCUUCCAUACUACAUUAUAGUUGCAGUGGCCCCUAUGGCACACCAAGGCUCCACACCCAGUGCAACUGAACCAGCCGUGCUCCCCUAAAUUAGCCUCUACAUUGAGGGAGAGAGAUAAAAUUGAUUCAGGCAGCUUCCCAUAAUGCUGAGCCUCAGCAAAACGGGACUUUCUACUAUGCUGCCACUUUCUGAUUGAGGACCAAAGAAGACACGGUAUGAGAAGUCCAUGAGCAGAACUGUGGAUCCUUUUUAAACAGGGUGCAUUUUAAACAGGCUCGAGCAGAGAGGGUGAGAUACAGCUGGGUAUACCUGUUCCAGGCCUCAGAGGGCUAGGCCAGCCAAAUGAGGAGUGCCACCAGGCCUGCCAGACUUACACUGUUCAGGGUCUAUAACUUUAUUCUAAGAAGACUCCUUCAUCAGGCCUCAGACAAGCUCUGCAUGGGCCUGAUUUUAGUUGUGAAUUGCAACCAUAGGGAUCAUAGGGUGAGGAAGAGCUAAUUUGGAUCAGGGCCAUGAUGGAGAUAGAGCUUAACACUUUCUCUGGGCUGCCCUCCCCCAUUCCUCUAUUUGCCCCAGGUAGCAAAACAUAUAGGUGUCAUAUAGAACAUUUUACAGGCUCCUUGAUAUAUAGAGGUCAAAAUCUAGAGAUUUAGAGGAGAAAAGGCUCCUGCCACCCCAACCCCAACCCCCUCCAAUAGACUGAUCUGCCUCCUCAUUUGACCUUGCCCUGUACUGAGCCACUCCCAUGGCUCCUAUUAACAUGUUGCAGUCAUUUUAUUACGGUCAAUAGCCAGUGUCAAGAUAAAAACACCAAUUACAAAAUUGAAAAGCUGAGAGCAAAAUAAAAUAGUAUAAAAUCACAUCCACAUAAAAAAGCAGUUCUAGUUGGGAACUCUUCUGGUGCUGGCCAUGUUCCCAGGGUGUGAAGGCAUUUACAGUAUUGCUGCCUGAUAGGAGAAGAGGAGGGGGAGAUGCUUGUUGCAGUUCUAGGUUUGUGUUGUGUGUAUUGUAAUCAUUUAUAUUAGACAGGACAUCCAUGUGUGCAUUGACAGAGGAGAUACACUUUGACAAACGCUCCCAUGUCUCCCUAGGAAGUAAACUGUCAGGGAUUUCAUGGCAUGCCCUCCAGCCUGCCCAGAUGUCAUUUCUGGGUCUGGUGGACCCACAAUGGUGGGGAAGAGAGGCUAAAAUGCAGAGUGUGGGGAGGUGUGGCAUAUUUCUCUUGCAAUUCUUUCUACUAUCACUUUCCCAGUGUUAUGGUAGAGGAUCAUGAGUAGCUCCUUUUGCUGGUCAUUCCAGCGCAGUGAGUGUCCUUAGUGGUGUCAUUUCAUAAUUAUAUCAUGCUGUAUCCCCAUGACAGCUAACAGUGAUGAGAGUGAUGCCAUCAAUGCCAUUACGGUGGAUAAAAGCACAGAUGGGAAGCUGGGCUUCAGUGUGCGCGGAGGCUCGGAGCAUGGCCUGGGUAUCUUCGUCAGCAAGGUGGAGGAGGGCAGCAGUGCAGGUAAGCAAAAUCUCUCCAACCCUCCCAGCCUUAAAAACAGACAACAAGCUGCUCGGGUGUUCUGUCCAUAAAACAAGGACUUCAUUCUAGUCCCUGCAACACUGGCAAAAUCACCUAGACUUCAAUCUUUGCCAGCAAGUGGUCUUCCAGUGCUGACCAGUUCUUCUUCAGGACCUAACCCAUGUCUGCAGGUUGCAGUAAAACCCAAGCAAAGUAAUUUAUUUGAGACAAUGUUUAUGUGUCAUGUUGCUAAGUAGUUCUGGAAGCAUAUCCGUAUAGAAUUCCAUGACAUCGCAAAAUGUCAGAUUCUCCAAGAGCCAUGCAUACAGGUCUUUAGAGCUCCAGUGAAGAAUUAGUCUUUUAAACAGAGAGAGAAAAUAUGCUAUCAAGGCUAUUAUUAUUAUUUAUUACAUUUUUAGCCCACCUUUCCCCCAAGGAACUCAAUGUGGUGUACAUGGUCCUCUCCCUCCUCUGAGGGGAAAGGGCCAAAGAAGGAAAUUAUAAAGAAAAAGGCUGCUGUUGUUAUAUAAAUAAACUGGGAAUAUAAAGGAAGGGGAUAAGAGAGAAAAGCUUUUACAGGCGGAAGAAGCAAAUGUCUAAGGACCAAGGAGGAGAGAUGAAAGAAACUUGUAGUUGUGGGAGAGAGGCAGAAAUUAGGUAGAAGUUGAGUGUGAAAAGCGAGUGGGAGAAGAAAUUACAGAAGAUGGGUAAAAAUACUUUUAGGGUCCUGUGGGAAUGGGGAGGGGAAAAUACGUUUUAAAGUUUUUUCCACUUGGAGCCCCUGAAUUAGCAAAUCCUGCCUGAAAUGAGGAGGCCCUCACAAUGUCUUCGUAGCAAAUUAUGUACUUAGCAUGAGGAAAACUGACCCCUUGAACUCCUUGCCACAAGAACAAUGCUGUGGCAGAGUUUAACCAUUUCCAAAGAUGGAUUUGAUAUCAGUGGGAAACAAUGUCAGUAAAUGCCAGCUGUUUUUUCCAAACUCUGCUUCCUGAACCGCCAUUUAGUGACUGAGGUAGACCUCAGUAGUUUUCAGCUGUUUCAACUAGGAGUAGAAAGUUUGAGAAACCUUGCCUUACUCUAAAAUGUGUGUGCUAUAUACUUUUAUAGUUUGUCAUUUUAGUAAUACUGUAAAAAUAUAUAUAUUUUAAAAAAGAAAACCAGGAAAGAGAAACCCUCUCUAAUCCUUAGCCCAAGUUGAGUUACCUGUAUUUAAUACCAACAGAACAGGCUGGGCUGUGUGUUGGAGAUAAAAUCACAGAGGUGAAUAGUGUGAGCUUGGAGAACAUUACAAUGGGAAGCGCAGUCAAAGUCCUGACAGGGAACAACCGGCUGCGGAUGGUCGUGAGACGCAUGGGCAAAGUGCCAGGGAUAAAGUUCUCCAAAGAAAAGACCACAUGGUAAGCGGAACUGCCUGCUAUGGUGACACCCUAUUGUCAGCAGGCCCUUGGGUAACCAAAAAUCACAAUGUGUUGUUUGUAAGGGCCGAGGGAAGUGUGCUGGGCUCAGCGGAGCAGAGAAGGUGCGAUCGGGUUUCGUGAGAAGCAAGGAGAUGCUAUCGGGAUGAACUCUGACCAGGGCGCAGGAGAGGGACGGGUCAAGGUGACCUGGGGUUACUGGGCUAAAUGCUCCCCUCUGACUUAGGGCGCUUCCAGACUACUGCUGUUUCCAGGUGGGGUUCAAUCACAUACAGUUGCACUGCUUGGGUUGUGUUUACAUCAUACCUUUUAAAGCACAUUCAAAGCAUGCCGCCACCUUCACCAAAGGAUCCUGGGAACUGUGGUCUACCUCUCACAGAGCUAGCAUUCCCAGCACCCUUAGCAAACUACAGCUCUCAGAAUUCUUGCAGGGAGGGCAAGGUGCUCUAAUUGCGUUUUAAAGGCGUGUUGUGCAGCCAGCUGUAGUUGACUAGGAUGUCAUGCAACGAUCCCUCAAAAUAGGGUUGCCAUAUUUCAAAAAGUAUAAUUUAUGACACCCGCAAACUUUUUUUUUAGGAAGCCUCCAAAAUUGUAGAGCUUUUUAAGGAAACCACCAAACUAAUGGGGGGGCGACCUACCCCCAAAAUAGUGAUUUUAAGCUUUUGGAGCUGUUUCCGCUGCUUUUUCCAUCGCAUUGUCAUACAUCUGGGUUUUCCCUGACAUUUUGCCGUUUCGGUAAAAUCCCCCUCGCCGACGCCAUUUUUACACCUGAAAACCAGGAUGUGUCAGGAAUUUUGCUGAUGUAUGGCAAGCCUACCUCAAAAGAUCUGAGUUUUUGUAUUAAGGAAAGUAACAGGAAAAUGCACUGGAAAAUAUGGGCUAACUCCUGCUUUUAGGUAACAUCGCCAAAGCUCUCUGCAGACAAAUUGGGAUGAAUAAACAGGCCAUUAAAACACAUGGGGAAAUGAGGCUGGACACGGGCUUUCUGCAUAAUAUGUAGGUAGGAAAUGAAUAGUGAGGAGCAGAGGGCUGGGAAAUCAUUUGCUAAUGUGAAAGAGGAAAACAGAAGAGGAUCAAGGGGGCAUGCAUGGGACUCUGUAAGCAGCAGGGCUGGAUUAAAGCCUUUAGAGCCCCUAAGCACUGAAAAGAUUUCGGUGCCCCCAUAUGCAAUUCAAAAUCAAACAAUGCUAAACUGUAAAACAACAUGUUAUUUCUGGAAAUGACACAAGACAUGUUGAAAUUAAAAUAGCUUCUUUCUAAGUUUUCUGAUUGCAAAACUCUGGAUAAAUUCAUCAAAACUGACUUGAUGAAGCACAUUCGCUUCCAUAAGUCCUCUCUCUCUGAGGACUUCUUAUUCAUUUCAGCUGAGGAAAAAGCAUUAUUCACAGCAUUCAUAACCCGAUCUCUACAGUUGGAAGUGCAUAUUGUGUUCAGUCUUUCAUUACUGUGAAAGAUCCACGACUGAAUUUUAUGUUUUCUGUUUCAUUAAACUUCGUGACAUAUAACAGUAGAACUGCUGUAGUUGCCCACAAAAGAUUCAAGUUAAAGUCCUGGGAGUAUGAGUCAGCUAGCUUUUGGGAAUCUUGUAACUAUCGUACAUCAGAUAAGUCUAUAUUAUUUAGAAAAUUAAAUCCACUUGAUACUUCUUCACAUACAUUUCACUUCUCUUCAUAUUAGCUUCAGGUGUAUCAGUUAUAUCACAGUAAGUAGAUACAUGAAAUUUGUCUCUAAGAUUCAGGUGCUGUUUCUGAUGCACUGGUGCAUUUGCUUGUUUUUUCCUGAUUUGCUUGCAGGACUGGCCUACUUUGUAGUUAAUGUCAGGGAAGGGAUCUUCUGGUAUGCCGUCAGAUCUUUUGAAACCAUUCCUCAAAGUGUGCAACUGAUCUGCUAAUGAUUGACAGGUCUGCACAGGUUUUCAAAUCCUUCUUAGUGGUAGCCCCUGUGAUUGUGGAAAUGUUUUCUCAGGGAGGUUUGGCUGGUGCCAAGCUUUUGUGCAAGCUUUGGCACACUCUUCUAAUCUAGUUUAUCGUGGGGGGGGGGGCUUUCUCACUGCUUUUGUUUUAGGUUAUACUUGUUGGUGAUUAUCAUAUUAUUGUGCCACAAACUAGGCCCAAAAUACAAGACCCGUGCUUCUUCACACUCCCUCCUUUAUAGUUGCUUUUAACCAUUUGUCCUUGUUUCUAUCUUUUUAAGUUAUGUAUGAUAUACCUUUUAACUACUAGCUUUUAUUCCUUACCUGUUUUAAGUCUUAUGUGUUCUGUUUAUCCAUAUGUUUUAUCUUAUGCUGGUCUGUGACUGAAAUAAAGUUUGAUACUGAUACUUGCUCUAUUACGUCAGCUGCUCUGAAGGGUGGGAUAUAAACAGGGCUUUUUUUCGGCGGGAACUCACUCGAACUCAGUUCCGGCACCUCUCAGGUAGGUCCCAUUGCAAUUCUAAGAGAACGAGGGAAAUAGCACUGGACAUAAGUUUCCUAAAAUACAAUACAUCAUCCCCCGAUCCAGCAUGGAGAGGUUCUCUUCUGAAACCAGAAAGGCCCAGGCUCCAGCCUACUUGUCAGUCAGAAACACACUUAUGGAAAAGAUACGGGUGGGACAUGGUUGCAUAAAACAGAGGAAGUGAGUAGACAUGCUCAAAGUCCCUGUUAAAAGCAUGUUCUGGAGACAUGUUUUGGUGUGUUGGGUGUCAGCCCUAACAAGCCCUGAUUCAAAUAAAGCUUUGUUCCAGAGGUGGCCAUAUGCUAGUGUGGCUGGAGCCACCCCACAUUGCUUUCAUUCUCUUUCUGUCUCACACAUGGACACAUUAAUUCUCAUUCUCUCUCUCUCUCUCUUCCCCUUCCUCAGCCCCAUUCCCCCACAUGGCAAUUCUCCCUAAGAGGGAAAAGCUCCCAUUUGCAUCCAUGGAAGCUUUCCUCUAAGCCUAUCUGCCACAUGGGGAGAGCUAUUUUUCUCAGGGUGGUAGCUGGGGUAGGUGGAAGAAGAGUGAACCCUCCUUGUGUACAAAAAAAUAAAUAAAUCACCCUGUUCCUUGGGUCUAAGUCUCAGUUACGGUUGUUCAACAUCCAGAUUGCAAUUAUGUUUACGUUCUGCCUGCCACCUAUGGGCUUAUUGAUUUUCCAAGUUCCAUUCAAAAAUAUUUCAGCAGAGUCCAGAAUACUCGGUGAAUUCUUUAUCUCGCCACAGGGUUGAUGUGGUGAACAAGCGCCUGAUUGUGGAGAGGAGUGGCUCAACUCCAUCAGACACGAGCUCUGAGAUUGGGAGGCGGAGGAUCAUUCACCUGUAUACCACCUCUGAUGACUACUGCUUGGGUUUCAACAUCCGUGGGGGGAAAGAGUAUGGCCUUGGUAUCUACGUCUCCAAGUAAGUCUUGAGGCUUGUCCACACUUCCACUUGAAAGCAUGAGUCUGAGCGGUUUUCUGCUCACCCCACUCAGUUCUCAGGGAAAACCCACUCUUUAGUGCUCUUUGAGCAAACAUCAACCCAGAAAAAAAUCCUGAAUUGCCUUUGUUCUGAUUGAGCACUAAAGAGCUGUUUCACACUGGAGCUUGCCACUUUUAACUGUUUUGGAAUCUUGAUACCACCUUGGCUGAGCACACACCAUACAUUUAAAGCACAUUGCUUCCCCCAAAGAAUCCUGAGAACUGUAAUUUAUUCCUAAUUGAGCUACAACUCCCAGUACCCUGAACAAUCUACAAUGUCCAGGAUUCUUUGGCAGAAGACAUGUGCUUUAAAUGUAUGGUUUGUAUGCAGCCUAAGAUUAGGUUUACUAUCCCUGCAUAAUACUUAGGACCCAUUUCUAUUAAGAAGCUCCAGCCAUAAUGAUAUGAUACGAUUCUUUGUAGAAAUACAGUGGUGCAUUGUAGAAUUUGUUUUGCUUGCUAUCCUUGCUCACUCUGCAAGCCGCAGAAUAAACUACCAGAGCUAGCUUAAACCUCAAUUAUGCAUGCUUACUUGGGUGUAAAUCUUAUUAAACUUACUGGAUCUGUUUAAUAGGUGCUCUUUAACACCCUUGAUCCACCUUUAAAAUGUAAAAUUGGGUUAGGUAUAUCAUGAGAAAAAGAUAGAUUUCCCCCCACUCUUUUGGUACAGGGCUGUGACUGUAAUGGUUAUUCAAUCUUAUUUGAAUUUGAUACCAAAUAUAGAUCCUUCUUUCAGGUUAAUUAAUCUAGAGUAAAAUUGCCGUAUCUUGUGUCUGUAGUAUUAUCUUGUGUCUGUGUAGCAUUUGUAUGCGACUGUAGCAGCCCUCUUGCCUCUUGUAUUUAGACUUUUUCAAUCAAGUUUGUUCAGUCCCAAAUGCAUGCAGCCUCAGAGAAGCCACAGCUGAUGUCACCUUCUGUAGCAUGACCACAUCAUUAGAUUUGAUCCGUGGCUUUCUAUGAACUGGGGACAAAUAAUCUUCAGCUCUGAAUAUGUUUACGGGGCUUACGCCAAUCUUCCACAAUUAGUUUAAAAGCUGGGUCAUUUCAAUAAUUUACUGAGACAUUGGUGAAUUUAUUAGAAGGAGUCACUCACAUCCUGGCUAUUACCUACAAUCUAAUCCCUGGAUUUGCAAAUCUUUCCCCAGACAAAUUCCGUCCCCGGAAUGUCCCCAGAUUUGCAAAUUUGUCCCUGGGAAACAUGGCAGCGGCAGCCUCAGCAGCCCGGAGCCAGUCUGUUAGCGGGCGGGUGGCCAUUGCACAGGAGGGGCGCAAGGGGCGCGGUUUCUCUGCCGGGCAAGGUGCAAAGCCCUUCUUUCGCACCCUGUGAAACAUAAAUGCGCAGACUUUUUAAAAAACUGGGCAAUGGCGCAUCGCACACCCAUGACUCCCCCGAUCUCCUGCCCCCUUCCCCCUUUGUUUUGACAGAUCGGGGGAGGCUGGGGAGCCACGGGUGGGUAGCCAUUGCCCAGUUUUUUAACAACUCUGCGCAUUUAUGUUUCUCAGGGUGAGAAAGAAGGGCUUUGCACCUUUAUACAAUAUGCAUGUGUGCUUGGGCUCAGGGUCUUUUGCCUCACCAUCCCCACUACUGACUCCCUGUUGCUACUCAGUUUCCAAAAAGAAAAGGUGUCCCCGGAUUCAUUGAAAAAAAUCUGGUAACCAUAAUCUAAAGAAAAGGUAAAAAAGGCUCUUCUGUUUUCAGAAUCAAUUCUUAACACCUCAGUCUCCUUUGAGAGCCAUGAGGGAAAGUGCCUUAGAGGGACAUGCCUUCCAGUUAUGCUAGGAGGAACCAGAGUUGUUGCAUCACUCUUAUUGUCAUAGAAUCCUGGGACUGGAGAGUUGGAAAGACCCAACGGGUCAUUAGGCCCAACCCUCUGAAAGCCUCCCCCUCUCUGUUGACCAAGAACAUGUUCUAGUUCCCCUUGUCCUGUUCACUUGACUUGGAAUGCCUUGUAUACCUGCCCAAAGCCUCACUGUUCCCAUUCAAGAAUAAUCAUCCUAAUGUCGUAUCGUUCCCAGAGUGGAUCCCGGUGGGCUUGCUGAGCUUCAUGGGGUCAAGGUCGGCGACCAAGUCCUUGCAGCCAACGGAGUCAAGUUUGACGACAUCAGCCAUAGCAAGGCAGUGGAAGUGCUAAAGGGGCAGACCCACAUCAUGCUGACCAUCAAGGUGAGGCCUGUGCCUUGCCAAGUGCUGAGCCAAGAUUGGGAUAGGAAGCGGUGUUACUCUAUUGGAAGAUGACCCAGUGGUCCCAUUACUAUGGGAGGUUAGGGCCAUGAGUAAAGGUAAAGUUAAAGGGACCCCUGACCAUUAGCUCCAGUUGUGACCGACUCUGGGGUUGCGGUGCUCAUCUCGCUUUAUUGGCCGAGGGAGCCGGCGUACAGCUGGUCAUGUGGCCAGCAUGACUAAGCCACUUCUGGCGAACCAGAGCAGUGCACGGAAACACCAUUUACCUUCCCGCCGGAGCGGUACCUAUUUAUCUACUUGCACUUUAACGUGCUUUCGAACUGCUAGGUUGGCAGGAGCAGGGACCGAGCAACAGGAGCUCAGCCCGUUGUGCGGAUUCGAACCGCCGACCUUCUGAUCAACAAGUCCUAGGCUCUGUGGUUUAACCCACAGCACCACCCGCGUCCCUAGGGCCAUGAGACAAGGCACCAAUAUCCUGAUUGCUGGGUAUUGUCAGAGUUCUCACCAGCUCCCAUAGUCAGCUUCCUACAGGUGUAAUCUCUUUCUCUACCUAGCCAGACAUAGGAUACAUCCUUUCUAUGGCUGAGCAGAGAGCGUGGCACCCUGGCCUAGGAAAAUGGCACUUUAUAAAUAAGUAGGCUACAAAGGGCCAGGGAGCAAAGACUACUAUUUUGAUAAAGGGCUGAUCCACACUUUUGCUUGACCCUUCUUUUUGACCAUAUUGUGUACCCAUUAAUUCCCCAGGGUUUGAGAGCUUUUCUCUUUGUUCUGCAGCUGUCCCUAGCAAAAAUCCGAUCUUACCCACUGAACUGAAGCUCAGUUAAACAAAAUCUCUCUUCAGAUUUUCUGCACAUCUAAUGAGAUCUGAUUCAGUGGGUGAGAUUUUUACAAGACACGGCUACAAAACCAAGAGGAAAGCUCUUGAAUUAACUGGUAUAAAAUACAAUCAAAAUACCGGUCAAGUGGAAAGAAAGUAAAAAAAUACGGGUCAAGCAAAAGUGUUGAUGAGCCCUUAGGAAGUGGUAGCUGCUAGAGGUGGAAAGCAGAAGCCCUCCAUUUCUGCUCAAUGUGCCCCGAAAAAGAGACCAUGCCCUCUAAGAAGUUGCUUGCCAAAGCAGCAGCACUGAAGUCUCUUUCUUGCUGCCUUCUGUGACGCCCAGCAACUCCCUCCCCAAGACGCUGUGGGACCCAGACUCUUGAGACUUAGCAGAUUCAGUUUCAGCUGGGAAGGGACCUGGCAGUAGGGGAUGCAUUAUUUAUCAAAGUGUCUCUCCGCCUGGGAUCGGGUUAGCCUCUGAAGACACCGCUCAGUGCUGGGCAGGCAGCAAAUGAUCCCAUGACGUGUUGUGUCUGUCUUCUGUGCUUUCCAUCUAGGAGACGGGGAGGUUCCCUGCAUACAAGGAAAUGGUGGCUGAGUAUUGCUGGCUCAACAGAUGUAAGACACAAAUGCACAUUUUCUGUCUACAUUAAUAUGCUGGGUGUUGCUUUGCUAAGGAUGAGUAAGGAGUGCCAGAGCAUUCUGAAAGCAAAUUGCUUUCCCUCCUUGCAUUUCAGAAAACAAUCCUCUUUCCUCCCUCACCCUUGCGUUUGGGCUGUUUGCAAAGAAUGCAGUGUCAUCAAAAGACAAAACAUGCAGAAAGAAUAGCCCAGGAGUGGGUGCUGUGUUGCACAGACCAUUGUUGAUGGAGCUCAAAUUCUCUCCUCCCAGUUGGCAUUUUCACCCUUAAGGACAUGCUUGCAAUAGCAUAAAUCUAUGAGUCUGUUGCAUAAAGAAAGAAAACAGCAGUUCAGAGGAGCAUGGGAAGCUGCCUAAUAUUGAGUCAGGACAUUGGUACAGUGGUACCUUGGUUCUCAAACUUGAUCCGGUCCAGAAGUCCGUUCCAAAACUAAAGCGUUCCAAAACCAAGGCAUGCUUUCCCAUAGAAAGUAAUGCAAAAUGGAUUAAUCCAUUCCAGACUUUUAAAAACAACUCCUAAAGCAGCAGUUUAACAUGAAUUUUACUGUCUAAUGAGACCACUGAUCCAUAAAAUGAAAGCAAUAAACAAUGUACUGCAGUCACACAAUCUAUCAAUCAGUAGCUGAACUGGUUUCCACACAGUCACAAAAACAAAAAAGAGCCGCAAAAACAAAAACGCAAAACAAAUAGCAAAAACAGACAGACCUCAGCGUAACACUCAAAACGGAAGUGUGGCACUCAAAUCAGAAGUGUGGCACUCCAAACGGAAGCGUAACACUUAAAAUGGAGCAGUUUGCAAACCAGAACACUUACUUCCGGGAUUGCAGUAUUUUGGUUCCAAGUCAUUUGAGAACCAAGGCACCACUGUACAUCUAACUCAGUAUCAGGUGGGCACACUCAUAAUCUCUCAUGGCACACUCAUAAUCUCAUUCCACACAGCAAUAAUAACAGCAGUGAUUGAACUAUCUAGCACAACAAUUGGGGUUGUUGUUUUUCCCCAGAUACAAAGUUGUAGCACAUUCCUUGCUGUGGAAAGGCAAUAUUCCCACAACAAAAGCAAUGCAAGUCAUUUGGCCUGUGUGCAAUAAUGGGUAGCUUCUGUGCAUUUAUUGUACUAACAUGGAUUGUCAAAACAGGAAAGACUCCUAUAAUACUCCUCUCUCUCUCUCUCUCUCUCUCUCUCUCUCUCUCUCUCCACACAGUGACCAAUGGCCAGUUGCAGGAGCUGUCCCAGACCUCAGAAUCCAGCUCCUCUGCAUCAUCCUACUCCUCAGGGACCCCCUUCAGCUCCAUGAAUGGCCUGUUCAUGGCCCCGAUCCCCAGCUCAGCAGCACAAAGUUGCAUGGUGGAUGUUGGCAUCUCUGCUGAACUGCCAGUCCAGAGACACACCUUGGAGAGAGCAGAGACCGCCAUGCAGACUGAUCCGCUGUCAGACGGUGCCUCCUAUUCGGGGAGUCUGGUGAUGGAGACCCGACGGGUUGUGGAGCCCUUGAAGAUCCUGAAAGACACCGCCAUCCGCACCGAGAGCCUCAAAGAGUCCUUCCGCUUGAAGAAGCACCGGCCCUUUGCCAGCAGAGAGACAACAGACCCCUCCCCUAAAACUGCCCUCCUUCUGGCACUCAGCCGUCCACGACAGCCCAUCAAGAGAUCGCAGAGCUAUCUGACCAUUUAUGGUAGGUGCCAUGGGAUCGUUAUUCUUACCAUUCUUACCAUGGUUCAUGGAAACUCCAACAGGAUUCCAGGCACCCCAUUCCAGUUGCCCUCCCCAUGUCCCGUUUCCCCCCAGGGAGCAUUCCACACACAUUGAGCAUGCUCAGUCUUUAUUGGGCUGCUGGGGUGAUGGGGGUACCUUUCUGUUUUGACUACAUAAAUACUGGGAGAAUUGAGAUUGCUGCUCCUGUUAUCAUCAUUAUCAUUAUAGCAAUAAUGUAGUGCAAAUCAGGAGGGUUGCAGUUUUGGAAAGCUUACAUUUCCCUUCCCCUCCCUUUCAUUUUACAUUAAUGCAACAUUAUUUUGAUGUCAAAUAUUAAGUGUGGACCCAGGAAAUAAUUUUAUGGAGGAAGAAGGGGAGAGGGAUAAGGCAAAGAGAAGAGGAUUAGACAAAUUCAUGGAAGAUAAGUCUAUCAAUGGCUACUAGCCAUGGUUGUGUUCUAUUUCCACUGUCAGAGACUUUACACCUCUGAAUAUCAGCUGUAGGGAAUCGCAGGUGGGCAGAGUGCUAUUGCGCUCCUGUCCAGCUUGCAGCCUAUCCACAGGGAUUUGAUUGACCACUUCUCUCCUAGGGAGUUCUGAAAAUGUACCUUAUUGCUAAACAGUCCUGGCCCUUAAUAUGUAGGCAGAGAGGAGAAAAUCCCAUGGCACAUCUGAAAGACACUGGUCUGUGCAUUUUGUUCCAUCAUGCAGAAGGUUUCUGGCCCCCAUUUAACAGGCAGAGUCAGAAAGUUACAUAACCAGAUACCUUUUCUUCUCCUUCUUAAAAUGGUACCCACAAUACGCUGUCAAUGGGGCUGGAGUGGGGAAGGAUCAUAUUUUGGGUUAUCCCAGGGCUAUGAUCUUCAGGUAUGACUUUUUGGAUUCUUGCCCCAGAGGAGAAACGCCAGAGGAAGAAAGAGAAGCCGGUCUCCUCGGAGAAGAAGGCCACGCUCCAGCGCUCCAAAACCCUCAUGAACCUGUUCUUUAAAAGCACCCGGACAGGGAAGCCAAGCUCGGCAGCUGGGUCACCAGAGACACAGAGGCGGUCCAAAUCCCCAGCACGGUCUGAUGGCGAGAAAGGUAACAAAAAGAUGUUCUGUUUCUAGCAUCCUCCAGAGAGCACAGUACUCUGGCUCUUGAAUCUGGUCCUGCUUCAUUGUAAACUUGCGCAUGGCAGCAAGGUCCACUGAGAUUUUUGGUGGGGAGAAGAGAACCUUUAACUACAAGGCUUUCCCCCUUUAUUGGGCAGGGACAGAAACAGGGAGAAUAAUAGAUUGUCAAGUGUGUGAGCGUUUCCCCUCACAGAGGUAAAAUUCCCAGUGACCCUUAACAAACUACAAUGCUCAGAAAGGGCAAGAGUGUGUUUUGAAUGUGCUUCAAAGCUUAUAGUGUGUACACAGCCUGAAUGUGAUUGCCAGCCAGCAGGCAGCGGAACCAAUCACCAUUCCUAUUUAUAUCAACAGCUGAGCUGGAGAAUUUCUGUUCCUUUCUUGGCUGUCCAUUUCUCUCCGCACACCAUGACCAAAAGAGAAGGCCCCAGGAUUUGGCCUAGCCAAGAUUAGGGGCCCAUUUUACCAGGUGGACGUAGACUGGGCUGUUGGUUCAUUUACUAGAGCACUGAGAAACAGCAUCUUCCAUUCUGUGCUAAGGGCUUUUCCAUUUGGCCUUUCAUCCUUUCUACUGGUUGGGAGGUUCUUGCCCCGAGCAACAAGGGAGCACAAUGGAAGUGCAUUUGCCAAAUGCUGAUGCUUUGGUGUGAAGCAGCUAGAGCAGGAGCCUGUCUACAGGCAGGAAGGUGGCCAGAGUCAGUCUGUGGGGCACAAGAAUCCUCUGGAGGUCACGUUUGGCAGAACAAGUUGUCAUAACCCUUGCUUCAGCAUUUCAUCACUAAACUGGAAGUGUCAGGAAAAGUCUCUGGGAAACAUGGGGAAAUGUGGCACAGAGAAUUGUACUGUAUACUGGCCUGUCUCCCUAUGUCAGGGGGGAGGAGCCUCAGGGCCAGGAGCCAAAUGUGACCCCUUCUCCAGAUCUCUCUCUCUCUGGUCCACAGAAACUCUGCUCAGGCUCUGCUCCACACUUUUCUAGUUAUUUUACCUGGCUGGGCUGGGUCCCUGAAGUGCAAGAAUACACUUUGGCCACACCCACCACUGGUAUGUGGGCCCUGGAAGGUUUGACCAUGAGGGAAUAGGGUCUUCUUCAGACAUCUUUUCUGUGGUUAUUUGUGCUCAUGAUGCUAUUGGGGCAGUCAUACACCAUUCUGCUUUUGCUGCUGUUUGCACUUGCAAAGGUCCAAGGCAUGCAUACUGCUUUGUGCAGUCAGUGCACAUUCUGUAACUCGCUGCUGAAAUCCUGUAACUUUUCACACCACAAAUGUUUGGAGCGGGGGGCAUCAUUUCACUUGUGUUGCACUAGACGCAGACGUGCCCCUCUAUAUGGUAAGAAUGCACUAACAUUGGGGAAACAUCGCAGGACAACUAAGAAAGCAGAAAGAUGUGUGGAUAGCCCGGUAUAAACCCAUCACUAAUGCACAAUUAUUCCACCGUGACUGGUUGAAGGACACACACAUAAAACCAUCUGUAGGGGCCAGUAGGUGGUAUAGACAGCAUUGUCUGUCAGACUUGCACAAAUUGUAAGAAAAAACACUUCCCCAAAAGGCAGAAUGGCAGUACAGUUUUCCUUUUCUCCCUUUUCAUCAGAUAGAGCAGAGACCAGUCCAAAAUGGCCACCGCUUCCCUCCAAUUUGCCCUUCUCCACUACAGAUUCCAAACUAUUUGUCUUUGCUCUUUCUUCCCAUCUUACCCUCUUGCCUGCAGUUAGCGUCGUACAGAAGAUUGUCACCCGCACUCUGAGACGGGGUAACUGAGCCACAAGCAUGUAGCUUCACGUGAGCAUGCCUUUGGAAACCUGUGCAUGUGUGUGUUUUUGUGUUGAUAUCAAUUGCCACUUCUUCACGCCUUUCCUUUCUCAGCUGUGAAUGUACAACACCUGAACAUCCCACAUCCAAAUCCAGCACCUUAACCAUCUUCAUCUACACUGGGGUGCUUGUGGGUACAGAAUAACUUGCAUGUGCAGUGCCAGUAGUUACCCACAGACAUAAGAUUUCAAGUGCAUGCGUGCAUUUCAGGCUUGUGGUUCCAGGUGGCUAAUGGCCUCAUGCUUUGUUAUUCCCGGAUUAUGUUUUUGCACUGACUUUCUGUGGUGCCCCUCCCAGAAAAAGGCCGCCUUUUCCCCUCCUUGGGCUCCUCUUCCCAGUACAACGGCACAGAGCGCAGCAAAGUCACCGAGAGCCACCUGCUGCUUAUUGAAGACAUGGCCAGGAAGCUGCUGAUGGAGGAUGAAGUGGCAGCUGUGCUGAGACACUGCACCCGGGUAAGGAUGGAGGACAGCUGCCAUGUGUGCCUGAAUGGGCCAAUCUCUCCCUUGAUUGUGAAAUGUCUUGCAACAACUUAUGAUCUAUAGUUGCCUCACUCUGCCUUCAGUUACGUUUGUACCUCUCUUCCGUAAGGCUGUGCUUUAAAGCAUCCCAUUUGUCCUGUUGCUGACAGGCUUCCCAGAAGCACCAGCUUGGUGACUACUGUGCCAAACAGGACGAUUAACAGGAUGGUCCAACAUGAGGCUCUUGCGUUUUGUCUCACUCUGGCACAUGGUUUGGCACCCAUUGCAUUCAUUUAACUAAGAGUCUCUCAUUUCGCUUUAAGUGUCAUGGCUUCCCCAUCAAAGAAUCCUGAGAUUUGUGAUGUGUUGAAAAUCUUCAAACAGUUCUUGGCUCCCUUAACAAACUACAGUUCCCAGGACUCUUGUUGGGGGGGAGGAGAGACACGACUCUUAAAGUGGAGUAAGAGUGUUUGUGGCCACAGUUGGUUUGCUUGCUUUUAUUUGGAGCCUAUUCUGUGCAGGCUUAGGGUGAAAAUCUGGUAGGGCAAAGCAGGCAUUGGCAUGUCUGGCAAUCCAACCUUCACUGCAGCUUUGAAGGUCUUACAUACCCUCAAACGCAUCAAAGGCAAAAACCGGGAUGCCGUCUUCCCAUUUUUUCUCACCAGAGGACAGUGGCCAUUUUCAGUGCUUUGAUCUUGCACCAUUUUGCACUGCAAUCCCCCCCCCCAAAAAAACCCCAGUGUUUUUGGGCAUGGGGUGCCAUGCAAGAUGGGGGGGUGUCGCUGUGCGUAAUUGCACGCAGUCACAGCACCCAAAAAGGCCAGUGUCCUCUUGUGAGAAAAAAUGUGAUGUCCUGGUUUUUCUGGGAUGCUUGCAGGGCAUGGAAUGUUUGCCCUCACCAGUUUGGUACCUCCCACUUCUCACCAUUCCUGUUGGCCUUUGAUGUGCCACUAGAGGGAGCUCUGAGCUAGCACAUUGUUGAAACUCAUUCCCAAGACUGCUUCUGGGAAGCCCAAGGAAGAGAGGGGGGCACUAAUCUUCGUGCAGAGAGGGACAAAUGAAACUAGGGCAUGGAGAGGAUUGCUUGAUAGCCUGAUGCAGCAGCCACCCUGAAACGGGUUUCCUUUUGCUAAGACCGCUAAGGGCAGGAUUACUUAUCGCUUAUCAGGAAUCCUAUAAACUAAUAAAGACUUCCACCUACAAGCAUGCAAUUCAGCCCUAUGCAUGUUGAAUUGUGUUCACGGUGUGUGUGUGUGUUACAUUCUCGUGUCUCUAGGACUGCAACCUUAAAAUGCUUUAUUAAAAUGUUUAAGGAUAGCAUUCUGAUUAAAAUGGCUCAGUCUGCAGCAGUGGCAUAGCGUGGGUUAUCAGCACCCGGGGCAAGGCAAGUAAUUUGCGCCCCCUAACCCGUGGAUUUGCGCCCCCUAACCCUAACCCCAAGAUGUUGCGCCCGGUGCGGCCGGGCCCCCCUGCACCCCCCACGCUACGCCACUGGUCUGCAGAUAGGUCCACUGUCUGUAUUCUCUUAGAUUUUCCUGUCAAGGGUCACACUCCCUUGGAGUAAUCUGUUGGGGGCCACUUACAAACGGUGGGCAGCGCUGAAACCAGCAAUGGGUAGAAGCAGAGCCCAAUGUGGGGUGGCUACCCAUUUUCUUGUGCUCUUUCUGUAACACCAGCACCACACUGCAUCUCUGACAUGCCUUGUUCUCUGUCCCCCCUCCCAGCCUGACUCUUGUCAGAAGUCUGAACUGAUUGCUUGCAGGGGGCUGGGGCCACACAUUGCCCACCUGAAGCUAGGAUGAGGCAUAUUAGUCCAACUUUGGGUCAGGGAGGGGGAACCACCUUUGGUCUGUGGCCCAGUUUUGACCUGCCAGGCCUCCCCAUUUUCCCCAAAUGAACACCUGCUUCACAUCUGGUACAGCUGAAGAUCCCAACAGAAAGCCGGAUUGAACCCCCCAGCCAUCCGUUGAUGCCCAGGCAGUUCAAUCCUGCUUAUCCUGGGAGAGAGUUCCUUACGGAAAGCAGGAUUAAACUCCCCACCCAUCAACUGAGCAACAAAGAAUAGUAACGGGGAUCAAGGGAUCUGUUGCUGCUUCAAACUGAAUAGCAAGAUGGGGCUCCCAUUUGAUCUCUGCUGAUGGUUACUUUCCCCCCAACACACAGUACAUCCAAGAAAGUGGGGUAGAAGAUCUGGUGAGGCCACUCCUGGCGAUUCUCGACCGGCCCGAAAAGUUGCUUCUCCUCAGAGAUAUCAGGUAGGAACAGGAAGCAAUAAACCGUGGGAGGCUGAACUGCACCACUAAACUCAGAGGGUGGGGAGAGGGAGCACAGGAGAGAAGUGCACAUCACCCCAGCCUUGCCCAGGGUGCCCAUUGCUUCCUUCUGGUGCUCUUUGGUUAUUUGCCAUGUUCUUCCCCCAAAACAGCUGCAUUGCAUGAGCAGAUAGUUGAGCCACCAAACACCCAUGAGUCUUCUCUCCCACUUUUUUUUUACAGGAGUGUGAUCACCCCCACGGAUCUGGGCCGUUUUGACAGUAUGGUUGUGCCGGUGGAGCUUGAAGCUUAUGAUGCCCUGAAGAGCAGAACAGGUGGGGAAGGAACCAGCAAGGAUCACAGGUGGAAGGAGGAGGGGGUGAUGAUGGAUUGGGGGGGGGGGCUUGUCAAAGCUCUCUUUCAUUUUAUGGAUGCUAGAAGCAGUUGGUGGAAAACAUUCCUAUUCAAAAGGGUUGCCACGAGGAAAGGAUCAUUUCAGUCUAUUUAUUUGUCCUGAAAAGAAAGCAAAUGGGGUGAUAUGGGGAGAGCUCAGCUGAAUCAACAUUUCUUGCAAACCAUCUGAAUAUUUAUUCCAAAUGACUGUUGAUUUUUCUGCUCAGUUCUUCUUGGCACCAAGAGACAAAAUCAUGGGUAAAGCCAGGAUUUAUGUUGCGGGGAGGGGCAGGCUUCAUGUUAGGGGGCAGAAACUUAGUUAAGUAUUUUUACUGAUCUACUUGAUUUAGGGGGGCAGCUGCCCCCCUGCCCUCCUUAGCUACACCCGUGGGCAAAAUGGAUGUAGUGCCAUUCAUGCAACUAGCAAUUGCCCCGUGCAGUGUGAGAAAAGUGGCAGUGGACCCUUUGACUAUCUAGGGGCCCCAGCCAGUUCCUUGGCUUGCCAGUCUCCACUGCUGGUUCAACCUAUCCUGAGUGCCAGCAACUGAGCCUGGAGUUGCGUAAAGCAGGGAAGGGAAACGUGGUUCUUGAAGAUGGGGCUGGGCUCCAACUCCCAAGAUCCCAGAUCCUUGGCCAGGGUGGCUGAGGCUGAUGGAACGUGGAGUCCAGCAAUACCUGGAAGGCCUCAGGUUCCCCCAUUCUUAAUGCAAAGUACGAGGGAGUUUCUGAACAUGUACAUAGCACAUCCUCCUUCGUCACAGAGUGUGAGCUUAGCUUUGUGUAUAUAUACAUACAUAAUGCUCUCAUGGGAGUAGGGCAAAUAAGCCUUCUAUAGAAGAAGGCCUGGCUUCCGAAGCCCCGGGAGCUCCUUUUUCUCUAGAAAUUAACCCCUGAGGGGAAAGUAGCCAGGAAGAAGGGCUGGCCACGAUGCCACCCAAGAUCACUGUGCAAAAGAAAAUGAAGCUCAAUUUGUCCACCUUUCCCUCUUCACAGUGAGGUCACCUGCUCUCCGCCCAGCACAGCAAGAAACACCUCCCAAGAGACAUCUCAUCACCCCAGUGCCUGGUGAGUCCCCAGCCUUCAUCCUUGGGGGUCACACGCACACCGUGCUUAAAUGUAGCCCCCAAAAUAUUGUACUUAGGAAUCGAUGUGGGGGGAAAGACUUUGAGUUUGAGAGUGAGUUAUAAUACAGAUGGCAUGAAUGUGUGCAUUUCAUUUCAUUUGCAAGAGAUGUUCUAGUUGCAGCGCUGGGGUUUCUGCAAAAUGUGGGGUGUGUUUGGCAAAGGAGGGUGUCAGGCCCACAUAUCUGGCACCUCUGGUUCAGUUAACUCAGGCAGCAGGGCUGGUGAAACUCUUCUGUGAGCCUCUGCUCAUAGGGAGAGAUGGUGCUCAGCAAAAAGGGGGGCGAUUGGACUGACUUGCUUAAGCCAGCUCCUUACCUAGGAACCAAGAAUGGCACAUAGGUAUUGUGGUAACCAAUGAGAAGGGCCAUAUUUGUGAUUCCUGCUAACACACACACAUACACCUCCAAAAAAUCUCAGCCGAGGAAGCGCAGUCGAGACAACCAUUUCUUUUGUAUUCAGUAUGGUGACAUUAACUCAAAAUGUUAUGUUUUGAACAAGGUUGAAGUUGGUUGCCAUUUCACAAAUCCUUAUCCGCAUGGAAGUUCCAGUGCAACCAAGGAACUGGGAAGUAUUAGCCAACUUCAACCACACAUUUCCAGUCCUUUCCACAAGUUAGGGACAGAGGAAGCUUCCUAAAACCCAGACCAUAGGUGUAGAAACAGCUUGUUAUUGACUGGAAGCAGUUCUCAAGGGUGUCAGGCAGGGAACAUUCCUAGCCAGGGAUUGAACCUGAGACCUGCAUGCAGAGCAAAUGCUCUCCCACGGAGCUACGGUUCCUUCCAAGUUCACUUCAGGCAUUCAGAUAUUAGACCCAUCUCACCUAGCUGCUUUCCCUUUUUCUGAGGAUUGAUAGGACAGGGCUGCUCAGGUGAUGGUCACAUCCUGUGACUCUGGUUUCAGAUUUCCGGGGCAGCUUCCUCCUGAAGCCAGUGACCAGCGAGGAGAAAGGAGGGGAGGCGGAGGAAGCAGCAGCAGCGCUGAAGGAUAGGAUGAAAGGCCUGCAGCUCUCGUCCAGCCCUAGACGGACUCACCCCCGAGGCUAUACCCCUCUUCCCGACGUGCCAGUGGAUGCCUACGCCUCCCACAGCAUCUCCGCCUCAACUGCUGGGGGCGGUGGGCAGCCCCACUGGUUCCUAAGCAAGCCCGCAAAAAUGUCAGCGAGCCCCACUCGAGCAGCACCCCCUCGGGAAGAGGUGGGGCAACCCCACGAGCAAGGGGAUGGGCGGCCUGGCCGAGGGAGGCCUCGCACGCCCAAGUCAAGCCAUGGCAAAGCCACAGUCUGGGGACCACAUGGGGAAGUCCAGCCUGCCAAGGACACCCUGUACUCUGCGGUCAACAGGCCCCGAAGAGGUAGGCCCCAGCUGAAGCAGCUCUUCAAGGACGCCCCGGCCUCUGACCAAGAGGGCCUGCUCCAAAAUGGCCCCAGUGAUGUCCUGGAGGAAGACUAUGAGCUGCUGACGGUCAACCUGUCCAAGAGCAAACAGUCUCUGGGUAAGUUAAAGGCACCGCUGACAGCCCUGGUAAUGGAAGCAAAGGUCCCAGCCCUUCCUCCUGGUGAUUUGCGUACAACUAAGGAAACAGUUCUCAACUCUCUCCCUCUGACUAUUACGAGGUGAGGAAUCUCAGGCUACCAAAAGGAAUAGAUCUGAGAUUUCAGGCUUCAGUUCAUUGGAAGGUAUCAAAGGGAGGGGGGGGUCACAUAUGGAUAGCCCUUCCUGUCACCUCCAGCAAAGUCGAUAGCAGCUACAGACUUCCUUCAGUCUGGGAGGAGCAUUGCAAUGGUUUGCCACCCAGGUUGCUUGUGUUCCCCUGUGGUGGCCUGGAUUGUACUUCACAUUUCCCUAGAACAGGAGAAGGGAGAUUGGACUCGACUCCCAUCAGCCCCAGCCAGUGUGGCCAAUGGUGAAGGAGGACAGGAGCUGUCCUUCUCCUGCCCAAGGAUGGCAAGGGAAAGUUUAGAAACCUCUCUGAUUUUUCAGCAGGACUACCCUGCUUUGGAGGACUGGUAAACAAGGUGGUGAACACCCAUUUAGAAUUAGGUCUCAUCCACACCAUACCUUUAAAGCACUAUUAUGCCACUUUUAACAGUCAUGGAGAAGUCCAGUUGCUGUGAGGAAAGAGAAACGAGUCUUUUGCUUCCAGCAGCAAAACCUUUUGGCUUGGUCCUGCUACCUGACCAGGUCAGGACACCAAAUUGGAAGACCAUGUGCUUAAGGAGUCUGCAGGCCUAUUGUUUGCCGAAUUGCCAGCAAGUGAAGCAUGUGCGCCGCUCUCUGGCACCACCUGCUGUUCUAGGCUGUUGGCACACCUGGUGCUCCUGUUCUCCAGACAGGGAGGGUGGUAUUGGCAGUGGGUUGUAUUGGCUCAGCCACCUUUCCAACUUACUACUGAGUGCUCACAGAGAACGACUUUGUUUUCCAGGGAUCAGUAUUUCCGGUGGGAUAGAGUCCAAAUUGCAGCCAAUGGUGAAGAUUGAAAAGAUUUUUCCAGGGGGAGCAGCAUCCCUGAGUGGAGAACUGGAGGUAAGCAGAGCAGCAAAGCAAGGCUGGCUUUCAGCAGCACCAGCUCCAUACAGAGGUCAGAUACCCCCCACCCACAAACCUUCCUUGUUUCUCUACUUAGCAGCUGAGUAUUAUGAUCCGCCCAUGACCCACUCGUACACCCAGAGCAAAGCACUACUCAGUUAUUGAUGGUCUGGGCCAGCCUAUCUCAACCUUGGGUCCCCAGCUGUUAUUGGACUACAACUCCCACCAUCCCAAGCUAGCAGGAACAGUGGCCAGGGAUGGUGGAAGUUGUAGUCCAACAUCUGGGGGCCCAAGGUUGAGAAAGUCUGGUCUAGGAAGCCAAUGUAGUGUGUGCUCUCCGUGUUACUGGACUAUACCUCCCAUCAGCCCAAGUCACCAUGGUUAGGGAUGGUGUGAAGUCAACAGGAUCUGGAGUGCAGCACAUGGGCUGUCCCUAGUGUAGCUGAUCUUUGCAUAGCCAUUAUAUAUUUCUUCUCAGCUUGCCCACAGCAACAUACACAGCUUCUGCAGGAUGCAGCAAACAACACUUACUCUGUGCACUUUCAAUAGGAUUUGUGCAGUUGCUUCAGAAGCUCUGUUGGGAGCCAGUAUUUGCACAUCCAGCUGCUCCCCCCCCCACAUAACCCACCAGCAGAGGAGGACAGCACCCUCCCUCCUAUCCCCCAUACUAGCAGGGAAGCAACUUGGCCAAGGUCACCCAGGGGAGUCUGUAAUAGAGCAGGCAGCAAUCUCUCUGCUUCCCUAAUCCCUGUACUCUCGCUUUGCAGUCUCUACAGUCUGUUCUUCCCCCCUCCUCCUCCCAUCAAAGCAGCCUGUCCCUCUGCACCACUGUUCAUGCAGCCUUAAUCCUAUGCAAGCUUACUCAAAAGUAACACACACACACCCCGAGUGCAAGGGAGCUUAAUCCCCAAAGAUGAACAGGACCGCAGCUUCUGUGUGGAAUUGCGACACAUAGAACCUACUAAAUUUACUCCUCUGUUCCUAUUGCUAUGAAUUUAUAAAUUGCUUUCAAUGCAAGCACACUUUUACUGUACAACUGAAAAAGACUGCAUGGAGGAAUUUAUUGCAGCUUGUAGGAUCUUGAUGAAACCAUUGUAAUCUAAAAAGCAUGGUGCAUAAGUGGGGCUAAUGCGGAAGGAGUAAAAAAAGAGAGACAGAGAGAUUUCAGCCAAUCAAAUCCAUAUACAGGAAGGUAAUAUAACAAUCCUACAAGUGUGCCAUAUCAUAUCCCUUUGCCAGGGAGGGAGACCUUCAUCGGCAAAGCCUGGAUCUACCGUAUUUAUUCAUUAAUCAAUGACGUUUUUAUCCCACUUUUUUGUCCCAGUAUGAGGACACACUGGGUUAUGCUAGCAAAACAGGAUUUCCCCGUAAUUACUAGGGUUCAAGACCCACCUUAUUCCAGAGUAUGUCUCAGAGUCCAUCACCACAGGACUGGGAUGGGAUCACUAGAUCACAAGCAGGGGAAUCCCAAGUGAGCCACACUGAUCCCUGUGUUUGCGAAAGAGUGAUCAAAGCUUUCUAAGGAGCCACCAACUCAAGUUGAGCAAGCCAAUCUCCUGGCUCCCAAACAGAAGAGUGUGCCGUGGUGGCCAUGCCAGGAAUCUGACCCCCACCCCACCCACUUACAUUGCCCCUUCCAUGGCAAAGGGGUUGCGCCUCCCAUCUGACAUCCCCACAGCCCAACCUCCCUGCGCGUUAUCACCCUUUUAAGACACCCGCCCCCUCCCCACCAAGUACGCACUCAUUGUGCUUUGUCCUAUAAUGAGGCCGAGGGCCCCAGCGGCAGGCAUACACACCCCAUUGUGCCAUUCAGGGUUCCCCACGGUUCAGGGCGCUGUGCGGCAUUUCACAAGGCCUGCGUAAUGAGGCCGGGCGCUGACAAAGAACCAUUGUGGGCCUUGGCCCGCCCGCCCGCCCACCAGGCAACUUUUCAUCUGUCCCCGGGAGCAGCUGUAAUUAGAUUUCCCCCUCGGUGGCCUCUUUGCUGAGGGGACGGCAGGCCCAGAUUGCCAGGUGGCUCUGGAGGGGGGGAAGCCUAAUGGUCCCCCAGGUUGCUGUGGCGGGGAGAAACGGUCAAUGGCUGGCUAGAGGCACAGGUGACACUCCUCUGCGAUAUUUAUGGAGGGCUGGUGGUGGUGGAGGAGGGUGUUGACCUAAGGCUUGCCAGUUUCUUCAAAGCUCCCUUCUCUGCAGCCAGACCACCUCCCUGCCAAGCCCAGAGACAGGAGUCUCUCUCUCUCUCUCCAGCUUAGCUUUUGCAUUACUGCUAUACACAGGGAUCCAGCUAUUCUGCUAACUCAGGAUGCAAUAUCCAGCUUGGCAUUGUCGCUUGACACGUAACUGAACUAUGGGACUCUCUCCAACAGGAGGCUGUGAUGGCCACCAGUUGGGAUGGCUUUUAUUUUAUUUAUUUUUUAAUGAUAUUUAUUGGGGGGGGGAAUUUAAAAUUACACACACAAAAAAGACAGAAAAAUAAAAAUAAAAAAUAAAACCAUCAUUCUCAAAUUCUCCACUUUCAAUACCUUCUUUCUUUGACCUCCUCCUCCUCCCUUUUCUUGUAUCCUGAUUAAUAAUAAUCACAGCAAAUCCUUUCCAUAAUUCAUAGUAUUCUGUCAUUACAUUACCUUAAUCUAUUUUCAUCUUAUCUUAUAGAAAACCUUAAAGUUUAAAACUUAAAUCUUAUUUUUACCAACUUCUCCUAGCCAUAACAUUCUUACCAAAUUCUUUAGACAUUUUUACAAGAGCCAAGUAAUUUCAUUUCAACAUUUUUCUAGCAUUCAUCAAUUUUAUAGAACAAUCCUAAUGAUAAAAAAAAAGAAAUAAACAAUCCAAUCUUCAUCCAGCAUCCCUUCCUCCUGGUCCUGGGUUUUGUCAGUCCUUUUUAUCUUAUUAAUCUAGCACAUUAACCUGGUAAUCUUAUAUCCGAAGCCCUCAAGUCUCUUCCAUGUCCCUUCCGCAGCUCUUCUUCAUAUUUUCCUUUCAUUCGUGGGAACUCCAGCUUGGUAAUGUUUUUGACCCUUUUCAACAAAUCAGCCCCUUUUCCAUAGUCCAGACUAGACUCCAUGUGGUAUUUAAAAACAUGUUUCAGAUUCCCUCCAAAAUUGAGAGCCCCCACAGCUCCAAACAUCUGACGGCCCAUUGCCAGACUCGAAAAGUCCAAAUCUCCUGUAUAGGGGGCCUGUCCAACCCCCAUUUCCAAACCAAACCAAACUUUAUCUUUCCAAGUCUGGUUUUUCCAAGUUCAUUUAUCAAAUCCAAAAAUUUAUGUUCCUGCUGGGCCGCAGCUCCCUCCGUCUCUGGCGCCCAAGAUUCAGCAGCAUCCUCUUCUCUCAACUGUUCUGUCAUGGCACACUCCUGUUUUAGCUCCUGGGUGGGCUCCAUAUAAUUUCCCACUACCUGUUCAAAGGUUCUGGCCGCAUUAGUCAUCAAAUCUGUCUUCUGGCUUAACUGAUCCAAUAGGGCAUUUAUUUUGCAGAGAGCACCCAACAGUGCUUCUGAAGACAUUGUCCUGCAAGGUCACAAAUCCUUUCCCACGGUUGUAAUCUGUGACAGCUGCAAGCUCCCAGGAAUUAGUUACAAUUUCACAGUCCCCCUCUAGGGGGAAAUCUUCUGGUUGUUCUUUCUUUUAAAAACAAUAGCAAAAAGUUUCUUUUUAAGGUAUUUUGUCCAUAUUUGUUCUUUUUAAAAUGCGAAAGGAAACAAUGGAAUCACUAUGUUUCUCUUCUUUUAACUAUCUGUCAAAGACAUUUGUUUCUGGUCAAUGAGCUUCAAACGUCAAUUCUGACACCCCGCUCCAGGAUCAGGACAGUGGAAAAUUACUUUGCUUUAAACUCACUUCUGCAGGUUUAAACAGCCCAAAAAAGAUCCCCCUUCUUCUCCUGCUGCCGAAGGGGGGUUCAGCGAUUUUAAAUGAUGAAAGCCAAUCCUUUGAAAGUGAUUUUUAAAGCUCUAGUUUACGUUGUCUUUGCUUUAUUCUGGCUACAAGGAAACGGAAGGCUGACUUCCUGUUUAGACCUUCCUGUUUCAGUACCAAAUUAAGGUAAAUUUUUAAGUCCAAAUUCCUUUCUAUUUCGCCAGUUCUUAUUUAAAGUCCAAAUGUUCAAUGUUCCAGUACUCACGGGUGGUUAUUUUAGAUGCCAAAUUGUCCCAGGAAAAAGGCAGCGCUCUCCGGCAACGGCUAUGCGGCUUCGCUCCGCAGAAAAGCAAUUGACUCACAGCACCGCGCCACUUCCCCUCUUCGCUUCGGAGCCCGUUAGUGGGUUCCUUUGCGGGUUGGGGGGGCGCUAAGGGUGCCUGCCGAGUCCCACAGUCACAGGCUUCAUCCGCCUGUGAUUUCCAGAAGGGUCCCCGCUUCGCCGUAGCGGAAAAGACCAGUUUCAUGCGGAGCUGGUCCCUCCAGUUCAGAGGGAGUCCGCCAUUGCCGAUGGCGCCACCCCGGAAGUAGGGAUGGCUUUUAAAGACAAGUCAACAAAACCGAUGACUACUAGCCAUAGUCAGAGGCAGUUGUGGUUCUCAACACAAGUUGCUGGGAAUUGCAGAAGGGACGUGCUCUUGCCCUUGGGUCCUCCUUGCCACUUUCCUACAGGCACCUGCCUGGCUAUUGUGAGAACAGGGUGAUGGGCUAGAUGAUCCAGCAGACUGUUCUUAUGUUCUUGUGGCAUUGCUGGGCAUCUGCUAAGGUCCACAUCUGAACAGGGGACCCGCUGCCAAUCUCUGGAGGCUCCUGGACAUACUGUUCCUCCUCCUUGUUGUUACUUCCUGUUUUCCUCCCCUCUUCAACCUUCUGAGCAGUGCAAAGAGCAAGAGCAGUCACUUCUGCACACCUUGCAAUGGGCAAGCUGUAGUGCCCACUGAAGGCAAUGGGAGAGGCAAGUUAUUGGGCAGCAACAACUGCAGUGAGAAAGAGGUCUCAUUCAGGGGAUGGAGCUCACCGAGGGCAUCAUAUCCAAAGAACCAGCACUGAAGAAUAUGUGCAGUGUUCCCCGGCCUGGUGCUCACCCAGACGUUUGGGAUUACAAUCCCCACCCACCAAGAUGGCCAAAGAUCAGGGAUGAUGGAAGUUGUAUUCCACAACAUCUGGAGGACACCAUGUUGGCUGCUCCUGUUUUAGACUAAUAUCCACCAGCCCCAGUCAGCAGGCUAGCUGGGGCUGACGGGUGUAGCCCAAAACAUCUGGAUGGUUAAGGAAGGCUGAUAUACAGAGUACCAAGGGGCAUAGCAAAGAUGGAGCUGCUUACACAAGUGAGACACAGGAAAGGUAAGUCAACUGAGGGGCUUGUUCCAUGCAGCAUCACCAUAGCUAAGACAGCUUGGUUCCCGUGUAUAUUUGGUGACUCUAGCUUUGAAGUGUCCUACCAUGCUUCUGCUCUAAGAGCUCCCUGGCAGGUUUCAGACAGGGGUCUUUCCCAGCCCUACCUGAAGAUGCUCAGGGUUGAACCUGAGACCUUCUGCAUGGGAGGCAGAUGUUCUGUCACUGAGCUGCAGUCCUUCUUCUUGAGCUACAUCUCUUCCCCGAUAUAAAACAUAUAGGAAUACUGGGCCUCCCUUUCUAACUCCUUCGGGGUUUUUUUUUUGCUAGGCGGGCCAAGAGCUGGUUGCAGUGGAAGGGGAGAGUUUGCAGAACGUGACCCACCAGCGAGCUGUGGACAUCAUCCGCCAGGCCUAUCGCAACAAAGCCAAGGAGCCUAUGGAGAUUGUGGUGAAGGUGCCGAAGAGAGCCAGGUAA
Podarcis lilfordi (Lilford's wall lizard) is the source of this 27728-nucleotide messenger RNA. The record is from the annotation of a GenBank genome assembly. Lineage: Eukaryota; Metazoa; Chordata; Lepidosauria; Squamata; Lacertidae.